GUUGAAUGUCAUUUGUCAGUUGAAAACGAAGGCGGCAUUUUAAAAUCACAGCUUAUUCGCAUUAUAUCUCAAAUUGAUGGCAGAUUUCAAAAUCUUGUAUGUUGGUUUUAGUAUCUCUGCUUAAGGAUUAGAGAGGUAUUAAUAUUAUGGACUCUCGAGGGAAUGUGGCUGAGGAAAAGAAUGUUUCGAGUAAAGCGAUUCGAAAGAAGGUGAACAACACUGUGUCCAUAGCAUUAAAGAGAUAUAAGAUUGAUAGUUAUGUCUUACUGGACCUUGAUAAGGUAUUAAAUGAUGUCUACUGCUCUUUUCGACCGGUUUCUGCUGAUUACAAUACUAGGAAGGAAUUGGUGAAAAACCUUAAUGCAAUGGCUAUAGAUAUUUAUGGUAAUUUGGAAGAGAGUAGCCCGGUCCUUGAGGCGUAUGGGUCUUUCGUGAUGGAUAUGUAUUCCUCUCAGAGUGAUUUGGAUGUGUCUAUUAACUUUGGUAGCGGAACAUCUGAACUUUCUCGUGAGAAGAAGCUCGAGAUACUUAAAAGAUUUGCAAAGAAGCUCCGGGCUCUGCAGGGAGAAGGGCAUGUUAAGAAUGUUGAAUCUAUCUUCACUGCUAAGGUGCCAAUUGUCAAAUUCUCUGAUCAAGGGACUGGUGUUGAAUGUGAUUUGUCAGUCGAAAAUAAAGACGGCAUUUUAAAUUCACAGAUCGUUCGGAUCAUAUCUCAUAUUGAUGACAGAAUUUAGUUCUUCUUGUUGGCAGGUUAAAAACUAUAUAAAUUUCUUGAAUGACUAGAACUUUUUAGGGUUAUAGAUUUCUUAUGAACUGCCUAUGGUGUGUUGCUGUAGUUUCUUUCAAGUCUCUUCAGUUUUCAUGAAUUUUCAAUUCAACAAAAGUUUUCCCAGUAC
Molecule: messenger RNA, 896 nt
Organism: Arabidopsis arenosa
Lineage: Eukaryota; Viridiplantae; Streptophyta; Magnoliopsida; Brassicales; Brassicaceae
Source: the annotation of a GenBank genome assembly